AUGGCGGCGUACGCGCUUGUUGCGCUUCUUGUGCUUUUUCUUGUUCCGCUGUGCCGGACGCUCGCGGUUGUGGCGACGGAACCGAGCGGCACCGCCUGGAGAAACAGCAGCGGCGGCAGCAGCGGCGGCGGUGGCGGACCGGAAGUGAUGAGGGGCUUCUCGGUUGACUCGGCCAUGGUCCAGCGAGCUUUGUACGUGCUCGUCGCCAUCAGCGCCUUUGGACUUCUCUACUUCCUCGUCAGGGCCGUGCGCGUGAAGAAGCCGUCCCACAGGAAGAAGUACGGCGUGCUGGCUCACUCCGAGGACGCCGUGGAGCUGACGGCGGCCGCCGCCAGCGACGACGACGACGACACGCUCUACGAAGCUCGCUCCCUCCGCAGGUCAGAGGUCACAUCAUGACGCCGCACGGCCCACAUCACUCUGACCUUUGACCCCAAACCACGUGUGUGUUCAGAUGAGUGCGGCGGCGAAGAUGAUUGACGGCGGACGACUUUUUGGUCACCAUCACUUUUCUUUCCUUUAUUUUCAUUGUUUUUUUUUUGUGUUCUAUUGUAAUUUUUGCAAUUGUUUUAAUUUAUUUUCUAAAUUAGUUUUAUUUUGUAUGUCUUUAACUUUUUUCAUUUUUUUGCUGCUGUUGUUUUUCCAAAGAGGAGCCGGAACCGGCGGACUGUCACAGCUCGUGAUCGGUCUAACCACAUUUGCCCGUCUCGGUGACGAGCAUUAUGGCUAAUGUGGACUACGUAUUUUUAUUUCACUUUUUUUUUUUUUUUUUUUUUUUACUGGGGGGAGGGUUCAUGGUGACGGGUGUAAUACUGACAUUAAAGCAGCAGGUGUCAUUUGGACCAAAAUGUUAAUGUCAAUUAAAAGGAUACCUUUGUAUUCUUCAACAUUCUUUUUUUUUUUCCUUUUUCAUAUUUGUAGACCACAGAUGUCAUGUUUAUCAAUAAUAACACGUUUAGACAGUUUGGCAGUGUCUAGAAGAUUCAUAUUUUAUGUGUGGAUCAUUUUCAUAUUUGCUUAAUAAUGGUAGAGACACUUGUAUAUUAAAAAAAAAUAAUUCUU
Messenger RNA from Phyllopteryx taeniolatus (common seadragon), 1062 nucleotides. It is a transcript of the gene fam174c, whose product is annotated as family with sequence similarity 174 member C. The transcript is spliced from 2 exons. Bases 1 to 399 code for a protein of 132 amino acids. Lineage: Eukaryota; Metazoa; Chordata; Actinopteri; Syngnathiformes; Syngnathidae. Gene Ontology annotation, cellular component: extracellular region. The record is from RefSeq and is a predicted model, not a curated record.